Cydia fagiglandana is the source of this 7117-nucleotide messenger RNA. RefSeq names its product axin (gene Axn). Bases 482 to 2458 code for a protein of 658 amino acids. The record is from RefSeq and is a predicted model, not a curated record. Lineage: Eukaryota; Metazoa; Arthropoda; Insecta; Lepidoptera; Tortricidae. Gene Ontology annotation, biological process: cell development; positive regulation of proteasomal ubiquitin-dependent protein catabolic process; positive regulation of protein kinase activity. Gene Ontology annotation, cellular component: nucleus; plasma membrane; beta-catenin destruction complex. Gene Ontology annotation, molecular function: molecular adaptor activity; ubiquitin protein ligase binding; beta-catenin binding. The transcript has 18 exons.
UUUACAUUUUUUAUAAUUGACAUUUGCAGCGUGAAAUGGAACGUAAAAGGUAAAUAGUUACGUAAAAAUGCACACUAGAGGUCGCUAUAGUGCAUCAACACCUCGAAGCAGCGACGUCAACGGUGCGAAUAUUUUUUUGUUUUCUAAGUGAAAAAUGUUGUUUUCUAGCCUUUUAUAAGUUAAAUUACUUUUUACAAAGUUACUAUAAGUGUAUAUCUUCAAUUAAGUGUUAUUUUUUUCUUUAGAAAGUUGAAAGUUUAGUGUUUGAAGUUGUAACGAACUCUGGGAUCGCUCACUUUUGGGAAUUCAGGUGUCAACGAGGAUGAUAUUCACCUCAUAUUCGGCGCCGUUUAGCUAAGAUUAAGAUAAAUUAUUUCACCACCGUCCUGUCAGAAAAGAUAUCACAAUGCAGCGGCAUUAAGCUGCAAUACAGGUGGUAUCUCGCCAUGCAGCGCGCGGGUGGGAGCAGGGCCUGUGCGCCAUGAGCCACACUCCUAUAGGCGGCCACCCGCAAGGUUGGGAUCACAAGCUUGCUGACCGGUCGUCGCUGCCGCCGGCCUCUGGCGAGGAGAGGAAGACCCACUCCAAACAUGUCUUCGCACACCCACAUAUGUCCAAAAUGGGAGCGUCCGGAGCCCUGCGCUCGGAGACGGAGGGCUCGUCGGGCAGCUCCGGGCAGUCGGCGCGCUCGCUCGCCUCGCCGCCCUACAUGCGCUGGGCGCGCUCCCUGCACGACCUGCUCGAGGAUGCAGAGGGCGUGCGGCUGUUCCGCAAGUUCGUCGGCGGCGCCGGCGCCCUGCACGUGGACCGGCUCAACUUCCACUUCGCCGUGCAGGGCCUGCGCCAGGAGACGGAGCAGACCAAGAUCCGCCAGGUCGUCUCCGCCAUAUACAAGUUCCUCCGCAAGUCGGCGCUGGCGAUGCCGGAGGAGCUGAAGGCGCGCGUGAAGGCGGCGCUGCGCGACGGCGCGCCGCUAGAGAAGACCGUCUUCGACCGCAUGGAGCAGGAGGUGACGCGAGCUAUAACGGAGUCAACGUACCAAGCGUUCCUGCUGAGCGAGGCGUACGUGUCGUACGUGUCGGCCGCCACGCAGCCGCUCUCCUCGCCCGACGCCUCGCCGCCCCAGCCCAGAGAGGUGAGCUUGGGGCUGGCCACGCUGCACGAGGGGCAGGAGCUGGGCGCUGGGAGCGCGGCGGCGCCGGCGCGGCUCACGCACGACGCGCUGCUCGCCACGCAGGCGCGCCGCCUGCACCACGACCACGCGCCUAAGCACCGCACGAAGUCGGUAUAUAGCGCGCACGUCACCUACGCGGGAUACACGCCAGCGUCGAGGCAGGACUCCGAGCGAGCUAGCCUGAGCAGCGGACGGACGGACAGUGAUGUCGUCUCGCUCUCCGGGAGCAGCGUGGAUGGCCUGUCCGUGCGAGGCACGCGCGAGCGGACGCGGCGGCCGCGGCUGCCCGGCCUCGACCGGAACGCUGUCAUUAACAAGGAACAGGAUACGGCUAUGGUGAUCCCGCGAACACAGCGGAUGUCGGCGGAGGCGCUGCGAGUGUUGCCGCCGGCCGAGUUCGCUCCUCUCCUCAUCGAGAAACUGGAGCGCGUGCAGCGCGACCAGGUGAUGAAGGAGCGCCUCGAGCGACGCCUGCAGGAGGGUGACGGCGAGGAUGCGUCGACGCAAGCGCUGCCUCCACAGCUUGUAGCCGCCGCCAUUCGCGAGAAGUUGCAGCUGGACGACGAUAACGACCAGGAUAUCCUCGACCAGCACGUGUCGCGCGUGUGGUCGGAGCGCACGCCGGGCGCGUCGCCGCCGGGGGGGCGCCGCGCGCGCCGCCCGCCGCACGCGCAUGCGCACCCGCGCCGCGCGCCCUCCGCGCUCUCCGCCGACUCCGGACACUGCGACGCCAGCGACCGCGCGCACCCGCCCCCGAGCCACUCCAGUUCCCUCCGCAGAUCAUUUUCGAAGAAGACGGUGACGGAGUUGACGGACAGCGGCGUGUCGGUGGUGAGCGACGGCGCCAGCGCGGGCGGGCGCGUGCUGCAGUGGAUGGCGGAGGGCGAGCGCAGCCGCCGCGACAACCCGCGCUCGCGCGCCUCCUCCGCCGACCGCGACGAGCCGCGCCGCCGCAACCAUCCCGCGCAGAAGCCGCGGGGAAGCGGCAGCGGCCGCACCGGCACGGGCGGCAGCGGCAGCGGCAGCGGGUGCGGCGAGCACACGGUGGUGGUGGUGUCGUUCCUGGACGAGGCGGUGCCGUACCGGUUCAAGGUGCCGCAGGUGCCGCUCACGCUGCGCACCUUCAAGGACUUCCUGCCGAGGAGGGGCAACUACAGAUACUUCUUCAAAACGGAGUGCGCGGAUCUGGACAACACCGUGAUCCAGGAGGAGGUGAGCAACGACGCCGACACGCUGCCCAUGUUCGACGGCAAGGUCAUGGCGCGCGUUAAGCCCGUCGAGUGAGCCCUGCACGCCUCGCUCAACGUGCACGCCUCGCUCAGCGUGCACGCUUCGUUCGACGUGCACGCUUCGCACGAGUGUUCUGUGCUACGGGGUUUGGACUGCAAACGGUCAGAUCUGGAUUGUGAUCAGUUGCCAUAUUGCGUGCUAACUCUUAUUUUAAACUGUUGACAAUUUUAAGGAAUGAUUUCAUUGAGUAUUACCUCGCAUAAGUAAAAAAAAAUAGUGGGAUGACAUUUAAAUAUCUACUUUCUAAUGGUUUUUAUUAAAAUCUCUGUCUAUUUUAUAGUUUUCUCUAUUGUUUACAUUUGUGUUACCUGAUUGGCUGGGUAAUAUUCAAUGAAUACACGCUCUCUGUUAACAUAAUUGUCAAAAACAAGGUCAAAAUUAUUUUCUAGAUAUGCCACUGCCAGUUUGUUCUACUAAAUAAAGACACGAAAAUAUCUGACAAAAAUUACAUUAUUUUAAAUCGAAAUAUCGUUGGUUAUUCUUACAGAGAUAAAGAGUUAUGCACAAGUCAAAUCAAUUCAAAUCUCAUACAACUGAUAGAUACAGAGCACGAAUUGUGAUAGAUUUAUAAACAUCCGACGAAUUAUGAAAUUUAUAAAUGAAUAUAUGACAGCAGGUUAUCAUAUCGUAUCGAUACUGAUUAUUCGUUGUACUAAAUAUAUUUAGUAAAUUAUUGUGUAUCGAAUGAAACGGUUAAAAACCAUAAUCAAUUGUUUUGCCAAUGUGUACGUGUAUGUACGGACGUUUAACUAUUAUCAUCGAAUAGUUUUAUUGACGAGAACUCACACUAGAGGCAGUGCGAACCUAGAAAUAUUAAAAUUAUUUAUUUUAUAGAAAUCAGUGUUAAGUACAAUCGCUAUAAAUACGCGACUAUGUUUAUUUGGUUCCUCAAAUAUUGAAAUUCUGGCGCAGUGAUAAUUUUAUUGAACUUUUAUUGAAAUAUUCAAAUGUUGUUUAUGUUUUUGUGUAGAACAAUGUUUAAAUAUUUCAAAAAAUACCAAUAAUCCAGAAAUUGGACUGCGUUGGAAUUUCAUCGGCGUUUUUGUCGAAGUGGCGAUGACAUUAGCACAUUAGAUCAUCACAAGGUUGCUUGUGUAAUGCCAUCGUACAUUGAUCGCGUAGUUAUUAUUUUUACACGGAGCUAGUUCAGUACGCUUGUACAAUAUAUUUUAAGGCCGCUCGAUAAGCCACAUGUUUUAUUAUUAAUUUUUAUAUCAGCUGUCCGGACACUAGGCCAAGCGGUCAGUUUUUUCGUCAAAAUAAAUGGGCGAAUCAACUUUUUUUUUCUUUUCGUCCUGUUAGCCAGCCGACAAUUGCAGUAUACAUUAUACAAAUGUAGUGCAUAAUUGUUUUCUCGGAAACGUUCGUGUUUGUCAUGCUACUUCAGUCAACCUCAGUUAUUUUUGUACCGAGACUGACUGAAAUAGCAAGACACGUUCGUACGUUUCCGUGCAAAUAAGAUGGAAAAUAAUUAUGCACUAAAUCUGUAGUUUGUUAGAAAAAAUGUUAUACUACGUUCAACUAAUAUGCUAACAUAGAUGACCCAUUAUAUAUGGAAGGGGCUUAUAACUGCCAUAAGAAUGUGUAUUUGGUCAUUUUAAAUACAAUAAAACCAGUUUUUUAAGAGUGACCCAGGAGACCGACAAUAAAAAGUUGAUUCACCCAUAUACUGCCUUUAUGGUUCAAGUGUCCGGCUUGCUAUGGCAGCUUUACACGACUGCUGUUACACGUCUGCGAAAAUAUAUAUAAGGAUAAACAAUAUCAAUGCAAAUUAUACUCUAUCGAAAUACAUUUAAGUGUUAUUUUGCGCGGUCACGCAACAGAGUCGUGUAAGGCUGAGUCUAGUGUUAUUUGAAUGACUGCUUAGUUUGUAUAUUUUUAAAUUAAUAACUUAGCUAUAGUUACGACGUGUUCUGUUUAAAAUUUAUUACUUCGUUGAAUUGGCUUUCGGAAUUUUGAGAUGUUAAUGAAUUAUUGUUUCACGGAGAGGGUACUGGUUCUUGUAAGACAUAAUAUUAUUUGCCAUUGACAACCAUACACCAGAGAAAUAAAGAAACUAUCUUAAUACAAGAUACAAUUCCAGAUGUAUGGGUUUUUCUGAUGAACGUGCCAAUUUAUUUCGUUGUCUGGUCUGGUUAAAUUAAUGCCGAGUUUUUGAUUCAAAUAUAUUCUGCACGUUAAGCAAUGAAACCUAUAACAAUACUACAAAUAGGAAAGUCACCGUUGACAAAGGUUUUUAGUGUAAUUUUAUAAUUACACUUAAGAGCUUCUUUUCUCCGUAUUGCGUCCAUGAACCAGUAUCUUCUCCGUAACAGUUGCUACAAUGAAUUUAAUAAUCUUCCAUCGUGUGAGAGGAUCUCAUUUAACUAAACGUUUCCAUGAAGUGAAGUAUGUACGCUACAAAUGAACAAUGAAACUGAGAAUAUUUCCGUUCUGCAGCUGUGAAUAGGACUUACUUAGCGAAAUAGAAUAAGUCAGUAUACUCCGGACUGGUUGCACCGCUUUCCUUACCCAUAUGCUCUGGUUUCCUAGGAUAGCGGUGCCGUCAUAAAGCGGCCGUCUCCAUACAAAAUAAUACGGCUAUAUAAGGAUGUCGCUAUCCUAGGAAAACCGAGCUUUACCUUACUGUCAAAGACGUCAAGUGACGCGCUGCUACAGCCCAAUGUCAACCUUCGUGCAUUCUGAUAAGGUUCACGCGAUGACGCGCCGCGCACUAUAGGCGUGGCGUUCAAAAUGUUAACAAAAGAGGCUUUGAAAUCCACUGCCAUUUUAUAGAUGUACUCAUACCUCUACAUAGUAAACCUUAUUGGAAUGCAAAAAGGUAAAUAUCAAACGGUGACCCUGCGCGUCCAUGGACGUCUUGACGGUCAAAGUGUUAACAAAAUAUACAGGACACGACCCAAGACCUGUGUUUACGAAACCAGUAUUAUGCUAUUUAUAUCCAAUGGAUAAUUCUGCCAAGUAUUUUAAUACUAAACGCUACCUUUUUUACGAUAUAUUUUUAUCGCGUAUUUCUUCAACAUGUUCUAGGACUGAAAUUCUUCCGCUUGCCAGUUUUAUCCAUUAGAACUAAUUAAUCUGCUUGCCCAGUGUUAUAGGGAAACACCUAAUACUUACACAAUCCAGUGACCCGAUUUGACAGAUUUACUAAAGACACACAAAGUAUGGCCUUGCUACUUUUUUUUAAUAUAUGCUUAGAAAUGAUAAUAUCGGUCAUCCCAGAACGUAAUAUUCGCAGCCAGUUAUAAAAUCCAAAGUAAAAAAAAAUACAUGAACGUACAUUCUGUUAGUAAAUCUAUCAACUCAGUAUUACUGUACCAUUCACAUCCGACCAGUGUUCGUCGGCCAGUCAGUUCCACUAAAGCCUAGUCCAUGUCCGCGGCACGAGUGAGCCGCGCGGCGCGCGUCACGUACUUAUUGUUUCGCCUACUGUAUCAUAUAGCGUAAGUUAGUGUAUCCGGUCCAGCGGCGUGCCCACGCCCGCCCCGCCCCGCCCCGCGGGUGCACGGUGCGACAAUCGGGUGCGGAAAUAUGUGCCUUCAAUGUUAAUACAUUUUUCAUAGUUGAUGCUUCUAUUAGACUUAAGUUAACACUUGUAAAUAUAGAUGUAACGCUCCUUGGAUUCUAACUUUAUUUUUAUUUAAUUUAAUAUAACACGUUUUAAUUUAUUGCCCGUCUCAGACACAGCCUCUAAACUUCCCAGUCGAGCUCUCCUAGGUUGCUAUUGCUUCUGACAAUCUUCGAUCUAUUUAUAUUAUAAGUCUUGUCACUGCCAAUUUGUUUUUCGUGUCUAGCUCAAAUUACUCUUAUAAUGUCGAUUGCUAUCACUCUCAACUCAUGCGGACUAUUGCCUUUUUAUUUAAGAGAAGAUUAGAACUAUGCCGCGUUUAUUUAUAAAACUUUACUGAACGCAGCUGAUAUGUUUAGUGUCUGUAAUUAACGAUUAUAGUCAAUAUAAUCGAUUUAAUUUGAAGGUUGGUGUAUGAAGACGUACCCGUGUCCGUGUCUGAGAGGUAUCGUAAUGUCCAGAAUACCUACUUCUACUUGUGUUGGCGAUGGACGCUGUCAAUAAAACUUAGAUGCCGUAAAAUGGGGUGACUUUAAAAAUUCAUGCUUCAUUUAAAUAAACAUUUUUAAUGACCUAUUUGAAAAUAGAAUCUAUGGAGAUUUAUCCUGCUCAUCUGAUUUAUAGUUUUCGAGAACGGCUUAACUCACUGGUACCGUAUAAAUCAGGAAUGAACAAUGCUGCUUUCUCAUCUAAGAUUUUUCAAGUCAUCAAAUUUUACGGUAUUUGCAUUGUUUUAUGUGUCAUCUCAAAAAGUUGUGUUUAUUGACAGCGUCUCGCAUCUCUGCGAGCUUUGCGGUGACCGCGGGAAGUGUACAUUACAUUGGGCACUUUCUGUCAUACAACUACCAUUGUCAUAAGACUGUUCAUAAGAACUCAUGAUUAUCUCGAAGUUUAAAUUGUUUUUUAUGUAAAGAAAUACAGUUUUCCAUGUGUACGAACGUGAGGUGGCUCGCCGCAGUAUUGCAGAGCCCGCGGCCGCCGCGCCGCGCUUGUAGGUAACUAUUUAAUUGCUAUAAUCGGACUGUAUUAUUUUUUUAUCUAGAACGUGUAACAUUUUAAAAAAUAAACUGGAACUGUGCCAUAUA